Molecule: messenger RNA, 264 nt
Organism: Colletotrichum truncatum
Lineage: Eukaryota; Fungi; Ascomycota; Sordariomycetes; Glomerellales; Glomerellaceae
Source: RefSeq, a predicted model, not a curated record
AUGUCUUCCCUCACUGCCCCCAUCGACAUCCCUCGGCCCAAGAGCAGCCGCGCCGGCUCCGACGCGAGCUCCAUCUCGGCCGACUCCUUCACUACCAGAAGAGCAGUCUCUCAAGACUCUCCGCGCCCCGCGAAGAGGAAGCACUCCCACUCCCACUCCCAGACGGUGAACGUCUACACCCACUGCGGACGUCACAGCUCACAGUUCCUCUUUGGCGGUCGCUCCUUCACGGACAUGGCGCGCUCCAUCUUUAAGCGCGAUUAA